Oncorhynchus tshawytscha (Chinook salmon) is the source of this 2362-nucleotide messenger RNA. RefSeq names its product MAP kinase-activated protein kinase 2. Gene Ontology annotation, cellular component: cytoplasm; nucleus. Lineage: Eukaryota; Metazoa; Chordata; Actinopteri; Salmoniformes; Salmonidae. The coding region runs from base 424 to 1653 and encodes 409 amino acids. The record is from RefSeq and is a predicted model, not a curated record. The transcript has 10 exons. Gene Ontology annotation, molecular function: ATP binding; calmodulin binding; calcium-dependent protein serine/threonine kinase activity. Gene Ontology annotation, biological process: peptidyl-serine phosphorylation; intracellular signal transduction; toll-like receptor signaling pathway.
AGCUCCUCAGUCAGUAGCCGGUGUGAAUGUAACGAAAGGACGUUGGAAAGUGACGAGGCCAGUUUAACCGAAGUCAUUCUACUAUAGCCUACUCAGAUGUGGACAUGUUUUAGUGAAACAAAUAUUACACUGUGGAUAUACAGGAUUAUUGAAUUAAACGUGAAUAGAAUAAUUUAAGUUAUAGAAAACUUUUAGUUUCAAACUUUUUUAAUAGUGGGACUAUUUAAACAUCCCAAGGCACACAGGAACUGGCCGAGAGAAAGUGACUACCGAAUGCGCGCCCUUUUCAGUGUCUGGGAGUCAUUUCUGCUUGGUGUAAAUAACGGACAAGCGCGUCAUUUCACUUGCGAAUCAUAUUAGCCUAUUGAGGUCGUUUUUUUCAUCCUGGGGGACCACUCACAGAGACACAGCAUCUGUGGGACCAUGCUACAAAAUGGUAUUGGUAAGGAGAAACCUUCGGAACUGCCGAAGGCUGAGCCAGAACCAGACUUCCCAUCAGAACCUUCAACCCAGCCAGCCCCCAUUGACAGCGCAGUGCGAACGGCACAGGACACGGAUUCCACGCACUUCCCCCUGCCGGAGUUCCCCAAAUUGGAGAUAAAGCGUAACGCGGUGACAGACGAUUAUAAGAUAUCUAGUCAGGUCCUUGGGUUUGGGAUCAAUGGGAAGGUUCUGGAAUGCACAAAUAAGAAGACGGGGGAGAAGUGCGCACUGAAGAUCCUCUAUGACAGUCCCAAGGCGAGGCAGGAGGUUGAGCUUCACUGGCGGGUGUCGGGGGGGCCUUACAUCGUUGGUAUUCUCAGUCUGUACGAGAACAUGCAUCAUGGGAAGAAGUGCCUUCUCAUCAUCAUGGAAUGUAUGCAAGGGGGAGAACUGUUCAGCCGGAUCCAGGCCAGAGGAGACCAAGCUUUCACUGAGAGAGAGGGCUCAGAGAUAAUGCGGGAUAUUGGCACGGCCAUCGAGUUUCUCCACAACAUGAACAUUGCACACAGAGACAUCAAGCCUGAGAACCUGCUGUACACUCAUCAGAAGAGCAACGGUACUCUCAAACUGACAGACUUUGGCUUCGCUAAGGAGACCACUCUACACAACCUCCUGCAGACCCCCUGCUACACCCCUUACUAUGUGGCUCCUGAGGUUUUGGGCCCGGAGAAAUAUGACAAGUCAUGUGACAUGUGGUCUCUGGGCGUCAUCAUGUAUAUCCUGCUGUGUGGUUUCCCACCGUUCUACUCUAACACGGGCCAGGCCAUCUCUCCAGGGAUGAAACGGAGGAUCAGGAUGGGCCAGUACGAGUUCCCCAAACCUGAGUGGGCUGAGGUGUCAGAGGAAGCCAAACAGUUGAUCCAUCAGCUGCUAAAGACAGACCCCAACGACAGAAUGACCAUCACACAGUUUAUGAACCACCCCUGGAUCAAUCAGUCCAUGGUUGUUCCCUCCACACCGCUCCACACCACACGGGUCCUGACUGAGGACAGAGAGAUGUGGGACGACGUGAAGGAGGAGAUGACCAGUGCUCUGGCCACCAUGCGUGUGGACUACGACCAGGUGAAGAUCAAAGACCUGGACACCUCCAGCAACCCACUGCUCAACAAGAGACGCAAGAAGGCCGCUGCCGGGGGCAAAUUGGGAGGCAGCGUCUGCAACAGCCAGUGAAAGACUGGAGGUGGGAGGGAAGCCACAGCCAGAACAGAAAGGGAAGCCCAGAGGACACACCUGGAACAGCUGGGAGGGGAAAAGGCUGUGGGAGGUCUGGGCAGAAACAUGCAGAAGAGAUUUAUCAGGGGGAGUGUGUUCAUACUUAAAUCAGCAGAGGGAGAAGAGGGGAGGCAUAAAGGAGGGAGGGGGUACUGUUAGGAAACAGCAGUGAAAUGUUAUUUGGAGAUUCUCAGCAAUCAGUCAAAUUGAAGGACACAUGAAGUGAUGACAAUGUAUGAAACACUUAUCAGCCAAGAUCAGCAGGCCUUCAUACUGUAGGCCUUCCAUAAGUUUUUAAUUUGAUUGUGUGUUAGUGUGUGUGUUAUUUUGAAAGGUCAUUCAGGAUCUGCUCUUUAUAAGUUCCUGUAUGUUUGUUGUGUGUGUGCCUGUGUGUUUAUGUGUGUUGUAACCAAUGUUCCCUCUAAAAAUGCUCAGCACUGAGCAAAUUUCAGGUCUGCUGAACACAAACUUGAACGUUGUGAAAAUUCUGUGCAAUUUCCAGUGUGUGUUUACUGUGAACACUUGGGCUGUACCCGCUUUCAUUUACAGUUAAGUGGCCAAGUCAUCUACUGUGGCUAUUUGAUCAUAAUGUAGGCCUACCAGAGUGGCCUACCAUCAAAAACACUGGAGAAAAUGCAUCCCAAAACAUUUUAACAUGGAAAUAGCU